Ictalurus furcatus (blue catfish) is the source of this 7764-nucleotide messenger RNA. It is a transcript of the gene kcnj9, whose product is annotated as potassium inwardly rectifying channel subfamily J member 9. Gene Ontology annotation, biological process: regulation of monoatomic ion transmembrane transport; potassium ion import across plasma membrane. Bases 1052 to 2569 code for a protein of 505 amino acids. The transcript is spliced from 9 exons. Gene Ontology annotation, cellular component: plasma membrane. Gene Ontology annotation, molecular function: G-protein activated inward rectifier potassium channel activity. The record is from RefSeq and is a predicted model, not a curated record. Lineage: Eukaryota; Metazoa; Chordata; Actinopteri; Siluriformes; Ictaluridae.
GAUGGUUACUCUGGUAGCUAAACCGGAUAGAGUUUAAUUUGUAAAACACUAGGUGCGUCCCAAUUCGCCUACUUAUGCACUAUUCUAUACCGUUUUGUAGUAUAAAAUUCCAAAUAAGAAAAGUACACUUUGGACACUUCAUGCACUCAGCUGUCGCAGCUUUAAUUACGUAGCGGAGGGGGAGGGGCUACCAGACUCCGAUGUUGAAUGAAAAAAUAGCCUUAUAAAAUUCAUACACGGUUGAGUACAUAGUGUAUAAGUGCAUAGUGUAUAAGUGCGUCAUUUAGGACACAACUACUGCCUCCCUCCUGCUUCGCUUCUGUUCUGUUCCUCGCGCGUCGCCGCUGAUCAUCACCUGCGCAGAUGCUCGCGCUGCUCAGUCGUGCUCGAGCCUUUCAGAUGUUCGCCGGCGUGUACAGAUCCGCCUCCAUUUUAACAGCGUACCGGCGAAAACACACGGAUUAAGAAAAUUCGUCUGGCUUCCGAGAUUAGAUUCAAUUCGCGUCGUUUUCCCCCCUUUCCCCUCGUUGGACAAGCAAGACGCUUUUGUUUCCUGGAGGACAAACCGGCAGCAACAUCCGCGAUAUAACUGCUGUAUACCACCCCCAACAAAAAAUGUCUACGCUUAGGCUCUUCAAAUGACAAAAUGUAAUGAAAAAUUCAAAACAUAAUUCAAAUCCAAACGUCAUUCGGGUACAGCGUAAUAUCCUGGCGAAGUUAGCGACUGCAGGAAGCCUGCGAGCAGGCUGGAUACUCCAAAAGAACACAAAGAAAAAACUUUGUGUUAUCUUUUGGUAACUGAUGGAUUAACAACAGGUCUUGGUAGUGGAUUCAGGGUUUUGGAUCCUACUUUUCUAUGGAUGACUAGGAAGCAAGUUGGCACAGAUGAGCUACUGCAACUGAGAAUAACACAUCAAGAAAGAUCGUUAACACAUUGGGACACACACAUAGCCGUCCACCCACUGACACACACACACACGCACACACACGCACACACACACACACACACACGCGCGCACACACACACACACACACACACACUUAAACACAGAUGGCACUAGAAAACUCCACAUUCUCUUCUCGGCCAGAGUCCCUCUCUCUGCCGGUCACACAGAAAGGGGAAGUGCCUGCUGAGGAGACCAAAGAAGAUGCUCCUGCCACUGGAGUAUUUAACGUAUCGGAGGAACUCGGGCAUGUGGUAACCACAGAGACAUCAUCGCCCCCACAAGUGUCCGGUAAUAACAACCUGUCAUUCCAGGACAAGAUGGCUGCCCGGGAAGCACAAGCCAAUCAGCCCCGAAAGAAGCUGCAAGGGGCAGGGCAGGAGUGGGGAAAGUUUGGCUGGGCAGCACGCAAUAAGCGUAGGAGGCAACGAUACGUGGAGAAAAAUGGCCGCUGUAAUGUACAGCAUGGUAACAUGCGGGAAACAUACCGCUACCUGACGGACAUCUUUACCACUCUGGUGGAUCUGAAUUGGCGUUGCUCGCUCUUUGUUUUCGUCAUGGCGUAUGCAGUCACCUGGCUUUUCUUUGGUGCUAUAUGGUACCUUAUUGCAUACUGCAGGGGAGAUCUGGACCAUUUGGAGGACGAGACGUGGACUCCAUGCGUAAAUAAUGUUAAUGGUUUUAUCUCCGCUUUCCUUUUCUCCAUCGAGACGGAGACCACCAUCGGAUAUGGCCAUCGUGUCAUCACUGACCAGUGUCCUGUGGGCACCAUGCUUCUGCUUUUGCAAGCCAUACUGGGUUCAAUGGUCAAUGCAUUUAUGGUUGGCUGUAUGUUUGUGAAGAUCUCUCAGCCAAACAAGCGGGCAGAGACACUGGUGUUCUCCCGGAACGCGGUCAUCUCUCUGCGGGACGAUAAGCUGUGCCUGAUGUUCCGAGUUGGCGAUCUGAGAUCCUCACACAUCGUGGGAGCCAACAUGAGAGCAAAGCUCAUCAAAUCCAAACAGACCCAAGAGGGUGAAUUUAUUCCUCUGGAUCAGACAGAUAUCAGUGUGGGCUUUGAGACAGGGGAUGACCGUUUGUUCCUGGUGUCUCCAUUGGUCAUCUCUCAUGAGAUCGACUCACGCUCGCCAUUCUGGGACAUGUCCCAAGCACAGCUGGAGAAAGAAGACUUUGAGAUUGUUGUUAUUCUGGAGGGCAUGGUGGAAGCUACAGGUAUGACAUGUCAAGCACGGAGCUCCUAUUUGGUCGAGGAGGUGCUGUGGGGUCACAGAUUCAGCCCGAUGAUGUCCCUGGCUGAAGGAUUCUUUGAUGUGGACUAUGGAGCAUUUCAUCAUACUUUUGAGGUGGACACUCCUUCUUGUUCAGCUCGAGAGCUUGCAUUAGCUGCUGCUCGUCUGGAAGCGCACCUCUAUUGGUCGAUCUCCAGCCGGCUAGAUGAAGAGAAGUGGGAGGGGCCUAACCUGACCAAGCAGUCAAAAAACCCUGUUGAUUCUGAAUCUGUCAGUGGAAAAGAUGGAGGUGGACCAACAUUCAUUGUGGGUGGAGUUACAGAUUCCCAGGAACAGCCAAUUGUAGGGGAACAGAAUGGCAGUGUGACUACAGACCAAUCAGAAACUGAGGCCUAAGAGAAAGAAAGUAAGAAUCCAAGUAUUUUUAGGGUUAGAAAGUUAAUAUUAUAUUAGAUUUGAUUGUGAAACAAUCCAUGCCUCUUUCUUCAAAUAUUAAUCAUUUAGCCGCUAAUGUAUAGCAUAGAAUACCUUUCCCCAACGGGGAAAUCUUAGUCACUUAGUUUAUCAGUUUUAAAAGCAGACAUCUGAAACUGUGCUGCUUUAAAACUGGCAUGGUGUUUUCACGGCUGAUAUUAGGUUUCCUGAGACCAUUCAUUACCCAGAAUUCACAAAAAUUACACAGGGUAUGUUCGCUUUCACUAUACAUUUCACUAAAAUGUAUCCAUUGUGAGGCAUGGCUGGCUGGAAAGAUUGUUUGUAUAUUGAAGAUACGCUAGCUAUACUACACUUGAUGGAAGUGCCAUGUAACUACUUGCUUCAUUAUAAUACCUGGGGUUCUCUUCGUCAACAUUUUAACAGGAUUUUUUCUGCCAGGAAUUUAUUGGUAUUUCUAUCUGUUUUUCAGUCUCUCAAAUACAGGAAAUGGAUCUAAUGGGCAUGUGAAAUGCCCCCUUUGUUUAAAAUCAUAAAUCGUACAGUAUUUGUGUCUUUUUAUUUUAAAGUCACAGUCGGCCUUACAAACAUAUCUUGCACAGAGUUGGCAUUUUUUUUUUAUGUAACAGGGGUUUGUUACUUAACUAUUCUGUAAAACACUUCUUAAAUACUGUACAUAUGUUCCAGGGAUGAUGCAUCUUAAACAUUUCAGAGGAAGUGCUAAACUAGUGUCAAAGAUUCAAGACUUAAAAGAAUAGUCUAAUCAAAAAAUGGUAGCAGAGCUCUACGGAAAGCUAGUAGGCAUCAAUUGGCACUAUGCCACACGCAUCAUGUUAAUUAAUGGCUACUGGCUUUCAUUUAUACUAAGCCAUGUCAGCAUUUUUGCUCCUACUAUUCAUUUCAUGGCUGCGCUCUUGUCUUCAGAGCUGCCAAUAAAUUUAUGAUGAAUUACGUUGGUGAGUGCAGGCUACUCUGAUGGAACAUAUUCCACUAAUAUUCUAGUCCAUUCUAUUCUUGGAAGCUGCCCAGAACCAAAGCAUGUCUAAUGCACAGUUUAAUUAUUCCUGUAAUGUCCUAUGGGAGGGAAACCUGCUGGUGCCUUUUCUGAUGUUUCUGGACCUUAGAAGGAAUUGGAUCUCUGUGCAAUAAUAUUAUAUAGCCAUAAAAUAUAGCAAUCGUGAUGCAACAGCAUCAACACGGUCACAGAACACAGGGUUGGGGAUGUAUGGGUGGAUUUAUGAAGAAAAAUAAAUAUGACAAUGCAAUCAUUAGAUGAAUAAAGGAAUUCUAUAUACAUUUAUUAAUUCUAUAAUAAAUAAAUGAAUUCUAUUACUCAGUAACAUAUAGAUGGAAGGAAUUGAAUGACCACUUACAGUCAAAUAAACUGGUAUAUAACUAGAUUGUCAUAGUCAGGCUGGCUUUUUUUUUUUUUUAGUUUCACAUCAUAUUUCGGGUUAAGCACAUGUGGUAAGCAGUUCAUACCAAAAUUGUGUCAUUGUUAGACCUCCAAAUUAUCUACAUACUUAAAUAGUACUCAGACAGCAGUGACUGCAGUUGACAGGUGGAGUUUGUCAAAGACCAGGAUCUUGAAGGUGACAUCAUCUUAAUUGGGGGGAAAACUUUAACUAGCAAUUUGAUUAUUUUGAUGAAAAUAUGAACUGCUACUUAAGAAAUAGCAAAGUGAGAGCACAAAAAAAGAAAUAGAAAUAUUCUUGACAAUCAGCCUCAAUAUAUUCACUAUAUAAUAGGCUAGUGUUAGAUGUUUAUUUGAAAUGUUGUUCUUGUAUAUCAUCAUGUUUGUUUAAACUGUAUUUUUAUUUUUCUGUUGAUAUUGUGCUACGUCGUAUUAUAGUUAUUACCUAUCUCCUGUCUUUUUCCUGAUUAAAGGCAAGUGAUUAUUUCAAAGGUGAUGCUCUAGACCUGUCAGAAAAACUGGCAACCUCAGAGAUGCACAGUUAAUUUCAGUUAUAAUAUUCAAUCUGAAUUCACUGCCCAGAAGCUGAACAUAAACACAUGUUGUGCAAAUAUUUCAUGCAUAAAUAUCAACAUAUCUUUUGAUUUAAGUUGCAAUGAAAAUCUGAAUAUGGCCCAAAAUUUGGACCAAUUAUAAAUUCUGGUGGAUCUUUUACACCUAUACUCAUAUCAGAUAGGGUGCUAAUAUGGGCACAUCAUAUUUCAGUUUCACAACAUGACAUCCCAGUGUACGAUUGAUCAAUUUCUAAAUUUAAUCCUUUUGUCAGGAAAUAUCAUACUUCCAGACUAUCAAGCACCAGGAAAAAACUUUUCUCUGAGAAUGAAAUUGUGCUAGAUUAAAGUAAGAUAUAAUAGUCCUGAAAUACUUAGCAAAGACUUAUAGCCUUAUUAUUAAAAUCAAGUCUUAGAGGACCAAAGCUUGGCACUGGAUCUAGUCUAAGUUCUACUGAGAAAUGAAUGUCUGGUAGAAUUACGGUUGACAAAGUAGCAGUUGUCAAGAAAAAUGGAAAGAACAUCAUGGAAAUUGGUAGAAAAGAGACAGACAAUAGUCAUGGGACACAAAUAGCAUCUAGCCGUAUGUUACACAUACCAUAGCAAAUCUUAUGAUUAUGUAAUUACACAAUCAUUUGUUAUAGUUAUAAAGCAGUUCACUGCUUGUAGCCAUUUCACAGUGCAUUAUGGGAAAACGCACAGUCUCUGAGAUACUGUGACCAUAUCGUAUAGACAAUAGACUGUCACUCUCUGUAUAUACAUAUUAUAUUUAUUUAUAUAUACAUUGACUUGUAUUAACAUGCAACAGUAAUACCAAUUAAGGAGUCUUGUGAUUGUAUGUGUUCUAGCAAUUGGGAUGUUUGGUAAUGUAGUAAGAACACUAACUAGACAGGGCCACUGUUUAGUGGUUUCCCUGCUCCAAUGCACCUGAUUUCAGCUCAUUAAAAACUGAAAAGAUGAGACUCAGAGCAUGGAAAAUGCUAAGUGGUUCAGAGCUAAAGUUAUUUGGGUUUAAGAGUCCUGAAACACAGAGAUUUAAAGUAAGUACAAUAGGUAGAGAAGGCACAUUUAAUAUUUAGCACAUUCAUUUUUCUAGCACAAGGUAAAUUAUGUGUUUUCUACAUUUUACUUUGGUUAGAGAUGUUCUUGAAACUACUUUGGUAAUUCUUGAUUAUGCAUUUAAAGAUGCAAGUGCAUAAUCUCAGCGUAUGCUUUAUUAUGGCAGAUCCAACAGUUGUAUCCAGUGUCCAUACUGGGUGUCAAAACUCAUGCAGGCAAAAUCUUACAAGGAUAAUCUAUAUUCAAAACUGAGGGAAACAAAGUCCAAUGAAACAGAGCUCAGAUGACAAAGCUUGGACUUAAUGACAAUAAUGCAUAAUGAGAUUUUGCAAUAUUACAAAGAAACAACAGGAUAUACAGUACAUAGACAAACUAAUCAAAGAGUAACACAGAACAGGUGAACACAAUCAGGUUACAGACCAUUGAUAGGGUGGGGGUUGGAACAGGACCAAAACAGAAACUAAAAACUUAUCACUAUGGAAACCGCAAUAUGAAUGGGAUAUUUGUGACAAUUGUACAGUAUGGACACACUUUUAAACAUUACGCACUGCACCUUUAAUUGCACACUUCAGAACAAUACCUUAAAUACUAGCACAAAAUGAUAGCUAGAACAGAAAUCUGUGGAAGUGCAGUGCGGCUUUGGAAAUUCUUGAUUUGAUCUUUGAAUGAACACUCGAGAUAAGAUAGGAGUCUAGAUUUGUGAUUUAAUUUAGGUGAUGAUUAACAUUAAAUGUUACAUUGAUUAGGACAUAUACUAAGUAAAUGGAAAAUGAUGUAAUUGCAAAGAUGUUUUAGGAGAUGUGGAAUAAUAGAAAUAGUAACUGACUGAAGGCAAUCUAAGUGUCUUGCUACAUAACCAGUGUUUUCAGAGUGAUCCUGGUCCCCCUUCAGGUAAUGAAGGGCUUCAUGAAUAUGAUUUUGUGAGUCUAUGUGCAAUCUAUGUUAAAUUCCAUGGCAGUGUUUUAUUUAAGCAAUAUCGCACAAGCGUGUGCACAAGAGUGUGAUAUUGCCUUUAAACAACAGUUCUUUAAACAAGAAAUUAAUAUUGAUUAACUGCAAUUUCAGACACAAUAUGGCCAAAUGUUCUGUUUAUUUUUGUUCCACUAACAAAUACAGAUCUCGAGAUCCCAUUAAAGGUGAAAUUGGCAUCCCUUCUUCCUUUUCAUCUUCAUCUGAUGAGCAUUAAUUUUUUUAAGUUAGAAGUUAUAUUCCUGAAAAGUAUUACUUGCCAUGCCACUGAUAAUGUCACUAACUCCACUUUUCGAACAGGGAAGUGGAAUUUUAUUUGGUGAACACACACAAGCAGAGUGAUACUAACAAUAAAAUGUCCCAGUGCAGUAAUACUAUAUAUAAGCACUUGUGGAAUGCCACUCAACCAAUCAAAUUAGUGGACCAGAACUAACUGUUGUAUAAUUAAAAAUGACCUCAAAGUAUGAGAGGUUGGCCUAAGAGUGAUCGUGUACACUGAAUAAUCAGCACUGUAAAACAGUGCUCAAUUAAUUAGAAUAGCACCAAUUAAAAAGUUAUGUUCAGCCCCCUAGAUGAUAUUUUUAAUCUUUGAUCCCUUUCAGGACAUAUUAAGUUUGAGUAACUUAAAUUGACUUUGUAACUACAUAAUAACAUUAUAUCAGAAAGUUCAGUGGUAUUCUUACAUUUUAGAAAAUUCUCUACACUCUGCAGCAGCAUUGGGUAAUCUUCCUUUGUGUUACUUAUGUUGUCUAUAGGCAACAUUUUGGGUGACCUGUUUGAAAACUCUGAGCUUUUGUGUUCAAUGAACUGUAUUAGUUGCAAUACAUGCCAUUUUUAAUACAGUCUUUCUAUAUAGCUUUUUAUGUCACGUGCCAAUUGGAAUUAGGAGAUUUUGCCAACUUCUUUACAUCCUGUAGACAGACACAGUGAUUGAUUUUCUCUUUCUUUCUCUCUCUGAAAUGUUGCUGUGUAAUGUCUUGUAAGCAGUUGGUAGCACACGCAAAUAUUUCUUGCACAAGUAUGAAAAGCACAAACCCUGUGUUCCUGGAACUUUUUCCCCUUCUUGCUUUUGCUGCGCUACAUUUUUUUAAAUCUAUGUUUUUAAUCUGUAUGAUUACCUGUAUUAGAAAUGACAAAAAUAAUAAAAAAAACUAUAUUGAACGCUA